AUGGCCAGCAAAUUACCAAAUGAGAUAAUGCUUUACAUUUUUAUGUCGAUUUUUCGCGAAACAAGCACUUGUAAAAGAUGGAAUGAACUAAUUCCGGUUGUAAUUUCUGAUGAAUUAUUAAAAGGUUAUGAAACUGGUUGGCUUUUCAUGAUCGAAACGGUAAAGGAUAAGAUUAACAUGUGUCCAAAUAAUAAUAAAAAACCCAUUGAAUCCAGAAAACAAAUGUUCUUUACGGAAUUCAUCAGAUAUGAUUCAACAUACCAAACAUUUGAUUUCAAAUUUAACGAUGAUUUCGAGGCAUUGUUUGACAAAAAGAAAUGUAUUAAAUUAUGGGUAACGUAUUAUAAAGUUGGAAGUUAUCGAUAUGUCGGAAGUACGAAGAUGACACUCGAGAAUAAAAAUAAUAAGGGUAAAUCACAAGAUGAUUUUUGUUGCUUUGAGGGUAUUAAUUAUGAAAAAAGUUAUGGAAUUAUACGUGAUAAAGGCAAAGUGGACAAAUUUCAAAUGCAAUUUAUCAAAGUAAAAGAUUCUUUACUUGUGAAAUUAUUAGAAAGUUUGCUGAAGUCAAAAUGUUGCAAUCAAAAUUAA
Funneliformis geosporum is the source of this 588-nucleotide messenger RNA. NCBI's taxonomy places the organism in Eukaryota, Fungi, Glomeromycota, Glomeromycetes, Glomerales, Glomeraceae. The record is from the annotation of a GenBank genome assembly.